UCCCAGUCCUAUACCCAGACCCAGACCUGCAACACCUACAACACCCCGAUUCACAACCACCAACCCAUUCCUUUGUCGCUGUCUCAAUUACCAACCUCGUCCAGUGUCGCGGCAUCGAAUUUCAUUUUGAACUCCCUCACCUUCCCAGCCUGUCUUCCGGACAACAUCCGCCCCGCAGCUGCUGAUAAGAUUAACUACACCCAGCAACCACCACUUGCGCCCGCCAAAAGCCACCGCGAACAUGAAGGCGGCUCCCAUAAUUGUCAACUGGCAUGCCGAGAAUGCUCCCAUAUACUCGGCCGAGUUCCAGCCUCAUGGAAAAGGUCGAUUGGCAACCGGUGGUGGAGAUAACCAUGUUCGAGUAGGUGCAAUCCAUCCAAUCCAUCCAAUCCAUCCCACCCGGCUGCCAUGCUGACCACGAGAAGCUAUGGAAGAUUGACGCCGAGGGGGAGGAUCGAAAGGUCGAAUACCUAUGUACCAUGGUCCGCCAUACCCAAGCCGUAAACGUGGUUCGUUGGGCACCUCGAGGUACCGUCAUCUCAUCCUAACCACUUUCGAGAUGCGCGACAAUCACUAACCCCAUACCAGGAGAUGUUCUAGCCUCUGCCGGCGACGAUGGAAACGUAAUUGUAUGGGUUCUCGAUUCCCAAAACUCCAAGACCAAUUUCGGAGAAGAUGGAAUUGAAGACAAGGAGUCGUGGAGGACGAGGCAUAUGUGCAGGUCGGCGGUAGCUGAAAUCUACGAUCUAGCCUGGUCGCCAGAUGGAGUCUACUUCAUCACUGGUAGUAUGGACAAUGUUGCGAGAAUCUACAAUGCGCAAUCUGGUAAGGUGGAAAUUCCUAAUCAUCAAUCAUAUUUGAUAAAUCAUGUUUGGGCCUAACGGUGCUGUAGGUCAGUUGGUACGACAAAUCGCAGAGCAUCAGCAUUACGUGCAAGGAGUUGCGUGGGAUCCCCUGAAUGAAUACAUCGCGACCCAAUCCUCGGAUCGAUCGGUACAUAUCUACACAUUGCGAACUAAAGAUGGAAGCUAUGUCUUGGACAAUCGUGACGAGAUCCCCAAGAAAAUCGCAAAUAACAUGAAGAUGGAUUUGCCAGGUCGAAGAAUAUCUUCCAACAGCCCCGCCCCACCGGAUAUGGGUUUUCGAUCUCAAAUGUCAGCAAUGUCGGCGGAAGCUCUGAACGCUGGAUCGGCAUCUCCAAUACCUUCAUGUCCUGGAACCCCAACUUCUUUGGCACUGCCUAUGAAUCCUCCAAGUACCAUCAGCCAUAGCAGAAGGUCCUCGUUUGGGGCUGCUUCACCAGCAAUGUCAAUGAGACGAUCUGCUUCACCAGCACCCUCUCUUCCAUUGCCUGCUAUCAUGCCAGCUUCCCCAAGACCAUUCAUGGGCAUUGGUAUGAGAAAUGCGAAUAUCUAUGCCAACGAUACUCUCAAGUCAUUCUUUCGUCGAUUGACUUUCACCUCAGAUGGUAGUCUUCUUCUCACACCAGCGGGUCAAUAUCAGACCCAACAUAAACCACUUGAUGAUGCCGCAAAGCCAAUGUAUGAAGUCAUCAACACAGUCUACAUUUACACGCGAGGGGGAAUUAAUAAGCCUCCAAUUGCACAUCUACCUGGUCACAAGAAACCUUCUGUUGUAGUAAAAUGCUCCCCCAUUUUUUACACCACUAGAAAAGCCUCUCCCCCAACAAAGCAUAUUACGAUUGAUACAUCUUCGCCAGAGACCAUGCCAGCACUACCCGAGCCAGCAGUUAGCUCGAAAUCACCAGCCCCUUCAUCGGUCAUGGAACCACCCAAAACAGUACCACAAACAAGUGAUCCUUCUGGACCAACAUCCUCUUCUAAACCCAAGCCUCUAGAAGUAGAAACGAAUGCAUCAACGCAAGGACCUGCGAUGGCUUUUACCCUACCCUAUCGCAUGGUUUAUGCCGUUGCAACAGAAGACUCCGUCUUGUUGUAUGACACUCAACAACAGACCCCUCUAUGUGUUGUCAGCAACUUGCAUUGUGCCACAUUUACAGAUUUGACUUGGUAAGUUAAAAUAUCGUUGGUUCAAAGACUCCUCAAGCUAAUACUUUAUAGGUCAAACGACGGACAUACGUUGUUAAUGACAUCGUCUGAUGGAUUCUGCUCUACUCUCACAUUUUCACCCGGAGAGCUUGGUCAGCCAUAUACCGGCGAGCUACCAACAUCAAAACACACAAUGUUGAGUGGCACAGCGGCCUCUUCAUCUCAAAAUACACCAAUGGCAACCCCAACUUCCGUUGCCCCGCCAUCGCCCUUCCCGGUUGUUAGCCACCACCAUCGCACUUCAUCAAAUCUUUCCGUCGCUCCAUCCCCACCGCCUGCACCGGCGAACGCAAGUGUUCGGCCUUCAUCGCCGACCAGAUCUAAUUCUACCUCGUCGAUAGCCACCAUCUCUGCUGUACCUCAGCCUCCAGGAACAAUCAUUAGCAACCCUCCUCUAGUGGGCGGGACCAUUUCCGGCAUCACAGCGGGAAGUUUCACGUCUGGGAUGCCAAUGACUACUCCACCUCAAACACCUAGAAGCACAGCAAGCUUUGUGAGUGGCAUUAAGAGAGAUGCCAGCGAGAGCGAACGAGAGGAGGGAGGUGAGAAAAAGAAACGACGAAUUGCGCCUACCCCUGUGAACGGUGAGGCAACCAGUUCCGGAAACACAACCUCGCAGCCUUGAGAGGUGAAGCUUGUAAUUUUCUUCUUUUUACGGUUUUGUGUGUUUCGUCUGAGCAAAAAUUGGGAUUUGAAUUGGGUGCUCAGCGGUGUUUUGGAAUGGCGAGUUUGGUCGAUUUUCAUGAAGAAAGUGGAAUCAACUCGACUCAGAUACAGUACUACAAGGAAUUACUGGUUUGCAUGUGUGUUAGCGGGGCGUUAUUUUUUCUAUUCUCAUGAUGUAGUUUGUUUCUUUGAUCUGGUUCGAUGAGCUGAGCUGGGAGUUUGCGAGGUUCAUGGAUAUUUUCCAUUGAUUUGUCAUUCCUGAUGGAAGAUUUUUGCGAGGAAUAUCCAGGUUUUGCGAGGGAGCGGAAGUAUGAAUUGUUUUUGGAAUGAAAUGGAUGGGAUAGUAUGAUAGCGGUAGGUGAUGGUGUGUACGAGUUGUACGGGAUAUUGUCUUUGUCUUUUCUUUUCUUUUUUUUCCUUUUGCCGGCUGAGCUCAGGUAGUAGG
Hymenoscyphus albidus is the source of this 3180-nucleotide messenger RNA. NCBI's taxonomy places the organism in Eukaryota, Fungi, Ascomycota, Leotiomycetes, Helotiales, Helotiaceae. The record is from the annotation of a GenBank genome assembly.